Messenger RNA from Antechinus flavipes (yellow-footed antechinus), 2322 nucleotides. It is a transcript of the gene MPEG1, whose product is annotated as macrophage expressed 1. The record is from RefSeq and is a predicted model, not a curated record. The coding region runs from base 87 to 2264 and encodes 725 amino acids. Gene Ontology annotation, biological process: defense response to bacterium. The transcript has a single exon. Lineage: Eukaryota; Metazoa; Chordata; Mammalia; Dasyuromorphia; Dasyuridae.
CUCAGGAAGGGCUGCUCUGCUGGUUCAUUUCUCAAGCUCUCUUGCCAGUGACCACGGCAAGGUGUGUGAGUUGGAUUGCUGGAAUCAUGAACUGUUUGAAGGGAGUCCUUCUCUUCUGGACUGCUCUUGUGUGUGGGAAAGGAAAAGACAUCCCUGAGGAGAACCCCAUCAUUGGAUUUCAAGAAUGCAGGAGAGCCUUGAAUCUCUCUGUUCUGGAGGUAUUACCCGGUGGGGGCUGGGAUAAUCUGAGGAACGUGGACAUGGGAAGGGUGCUGAACUUGCAAUACAGAAAUUGUCGGACCACGGAAGAUGGAGAAUACAUCAUCCCGGAUGAAAUCCUGACAAUUCCCCGGAAGCAGAGCAACUUGGAGAUGAAUUCUGAAAUCAUCGAGUCUUGGAAGAAUUACCAAAGUACCACCUCCUCUUCCAUCAACGCAGAGCUCUCCCUCUUCUCCAUGGCCAACGGCAAGUUCUCCAGUGAGUUCCAGAGGAUGAAAACUCAUCAGGUGAAGGAACAAGCUGUAACUACCAGGGUCCAGGUGAGAAACCUGGUCUACACGGCCAAAGUUAAUCCCAUUUCCUCAUUAAGCAGGGGAUUCAAGAAAGAGCUGUUGGAUAUCUCUGAUCGAUUGGAAAAUAACCAGACUCGAAUGGCCAAUUUCAUGGCAGACCUCCUGGUCCUCAGCUACGGAACUCAUGUCAUCACCAGCGUGGAUGCCGGAGCUAUCUUAGUACAGGAGGACCAGAUCAGGGCUUCCUUCUUGGAUGACAGCCAGAGUACCCGUAGUAGCAUUACUGCGUCUGCUGGGGUCGCCUUCCACAAUAUCAUUAAUUUCAAACUAGAAGAUGCUCAUAUUUCCCAGGAGGUUUUCCACAGGAACUACAUUUCCAACCGAACCAAUUCGAGGGUCGCAAGCCUCGGCGGGGUCUCUUUUUACCCAGGUAUCACCCUGGAGGGCUGGCAGAAGGGCAUCGCCAACCACUUGGUGGCAAUAGACCGCUCGGGUUUGCCCCUGUAUUUCUUCAUCAAUGCCGACACUUUGCCCGAUUUGCCAGCCCCCUUGGUGAAGAAGCUAUCCAAAACCGUGGAAGCUGCGGUGAGGCGGUACUACACCUUCAACACCUAUCCCGGCUGCACCGACAGAGAUUCCCCCAACUUUAAUUUCCAAGCCAAUACGGACGAUGGGUCGUGUGAAGGGAAAAUGACCAACUUCACCUUUGGGGGAGUUUACCAGGAGUGUACCCAGACCUCGGGGACGGAGGCCAUGCUUCUGUGCCCUGAACUCGAGCAGAAGAAUCCACUCACCGGCGGAUUCUCCUGCCCAGAAAAUUACUCGCCGGUCCUGUUACAUUCCCAUUUUAGAGAGGAAGGCUACAACUUCCUGGAAUGCCACCGAAAAUGCAGCCUGUGGGUUUUCUGUAGGAAAGAAUGUGAAGAUGUCUUUCGAGUGGCAAGGGCUGAAUUCAAAGGUUUCUGGUGUGUGGCAAAGGGCCAGGUCCCCGAGAAUUCAGGCUUCCUUUUCGGGGGUCUCUUUAGUAGCAAGACCAUCAAUCCUGUGACCAAUGCCCAGUCAUGUCCAGCUGGCUAUUUGCCACUGAGGCUCUUGAACGGCCUCCAUGUUUGCAGCAGCCAAGACUACGAGCUGGGCUACCGGUUCUCUGUGCCUUUUGGUGGUUUCUUCAGCUGUGACAUGGGGAAUCCUUUGGUGAACUCAUCCCAGCUCAGGAAUCAAGGUGGCCCUUACCUGAAAAAAUGCCCAGCGGGUUUCAGCCAACACCUGGCUCUGAUCAGCGAUGGCUGCCAAGUAUCGUACUGUGUCCAGGCGGGGCUCUUUACCGGGGGCUCUCUGCCACCUGCAAGGCUCCCUCCCUUCUCCAGACCACCUCUCAUGAGUCAGGCUGCCACGAACACUGUGAUGGUUAUCAGCGGCGAGAGCGAGAAGUCCUGGAUCAAGGACUCCAGCACCCAUCUGUGGAAGCUGGCAGAUCCUUCUGAGAUCCGUAGGAUCAGAGAUGUCAUCCACGAAUCCAACAGUGGUUUAUCCGGUGGGGCAACGGCUGGCAUCACAGCUGGUGUGACUGUUGUUCUGGCAGCCCUGAUCACCCUGGCCAUUUAUGGCACUCGUAGGUAUAAGAAACGGGAGUAUGAAGAAGUAGGAGAAGAGAAUAAGAAUUUGAUAGGAGCCACUGCUGAAUAUAGGGUAUCAAGGGAAGGGGAGGACACAAGUGAGCUAACACAGGAUCAGUGUCCUUCGCUGGUUUAAAUUUCUGCCUGGGAAUCCUUUGACUUAAUCCCUGUAUAAAGUUCUGAGCUUCUUCUCA